ACAAAACAGAGAAAGAGACCAGAAGAAAGUGCUAGAAAGAAAGAACAACAUUCAUUUCCAUUCUCCAACUCUUGUUCUUCUUCUUCUUUUAUCGUCUCUUUCAGAUUCCUUCAUCUGAUUAUGAUAAAACCGUUACGUUAGAAGAAAACAUCUGAAAAAAUGGAUGCUGAUAUGAUGGAAACAGAAGCAUCGAGCUCCGGUCAGAACAACGACGUUCGUCAAUUACUCACAUUGGCUCGCCAACUCAUCAAUCAAGGCAAACCUUCUCAAGCCCUUCAAGCGGUGGUUGUAGCAGUGAAGAAUAGAGGUGGGGAUGAAGCUGUAUUCCAGUCCUUGAACCGCGCUCGCGAGCUCUAUAAAAGUAGACUGCAACAGAAUGCUGCAGCUGAUCAACUAGCUUCUUUGUUUGCCGAGUGUGCCAUAGCUGAAGUUCAACCGGCAUUAACUGAGCCAUCUGCGACGACUACCAUUACCAACCCCCCACCAGUUACCACUGAUGCUAAUGGGCCAUCCAUACUGGCAGAAAGUGGCAGGAUGCAAGUAGUGUUAGACGCAGGUUCUGAUGGUAGUAGUUUCAUCUGUUUGAAGUGCGGAGGACUUGUCAGUAUCCAACGCAAAGAUGAGCAUUAUGCAUACUGGUGUUGUUAGUCUCUCAAUGCUUGGAUAUAAGGGUGUCAAUGUCAUGGUGCAGUUCAUUAUCAAAAUUGGUUAGUCUCCAUUUGAAUACUCCAAUGCCAAUGCUGUAAACAAUAGAGUGGUUUAGUUACCAAUACAGAAAGUCCAACUAAAGGUUUUGUAUGAUGAUUGUCCAUGUUGACUCUAAUGUUACAUUGGAACCAACUGUACCUUUAGUGUGUUUUUCUGUUUCAUUUUGCUAUGAAGUUUUGAUAAAGUAAUAAUUACAAACUAAUAGUAUACUUUACUUUCAA
This is a messenger RNA of Lathyrus oleraceus (garden pea), 929 nucleotides long. RefSeq lists its product as uncharacterized. The record is from RefSeq and is a predicted model, not a curated record. NCBI's taxonomy places the organism in Eukaryota, Viridiplantae, Streptophyta, Magnoliopsida, Fabales, Fabaceae. The coding region runs from base 160 to 648 and encodes 162 amino acids. The transcript is spliced from 2 exons.